Messenger RNA from Fragaria vesca subsp. vesca, 712 nucleotides. Its product is annotated as iron-sulfur assembly protein IscA, chloroplastic-like. NCBI's taxonomy places the organism in Eukaryota, Viridiplantae, Streptophyta, Magnoliopsida, Rosales, Rosaceae. The record is from RefSeq and is a predicted model, not a curated record. The transcript has 3 exons. Gene Ontology annotation, molecular function: iron-sulfur cluster binding; protein-macromolecule adaptor activity. Gene Ontology annotation, biological process: iron-sulfur cluster assembly. Gene Ontology annotation, cellular component: chloroplast stroma. Bases 9 to 545 code for a protein of 178 amino acids.
UGAAAAAAAUGAUGGCGUUCUCUGCAAUAACAACGCACUGCCCCUCCUCUCUUCUUCGUCUGCCGGCGACGAGCCCGUCGGCAUCGUCGUCGUCUUCAGCUCGGAAUUCAGUCUCUUUCCGAUUCUCAUCCACAAGUCUCAGCCGUGGAAGACGCAUCUCAAUUCGAUCCGUUUCCACUUCCGCUGCACCGAAAUCCGAGGGCAUUGCACCUGCAAUUUCGGUUACGGAGAAUGCAUUGAAGCACUUUAAUAAGAUGAGGGCCGAGCGUAAUGAGGAUUUGUGCUUGAGAAUUGGUGUUAAACAGGGUGGAUGCUCUGGCAUGUCGUACACGAUGGACUUUGAGAGCAAAGAGAACGCUAGACCAGACGAUUCCAUUAUUGAGUAUAAUGGUUUCGAGAUAGUUUGCGAUCCAAAGAGCCUCCUCUUCUUGUAUGGCAUGCAAUUGGACUACAGUGAUGCUCUUAUUGGUGGAGGCUUUUCUUUCAAGAAUCCAAAUGCCACACAAACAUGUGGUUGCGGUAAAUCUUUUGCCGCAGAAAUGUAGGAUUGUGUAUAUGGACAAACUUGAAUAGAAUAAUAGAUGUACAACAAACUGUGUAUGAAAUUUCCAUGGUAGUCCUGUAUUACAUAUUUCAGAAAUCCUAGUAGUAAAAUCAAUUGCAUUACUGAACCCAGCUGUCUUCAGUUUUCUCUUUCGAGCAACUCACUAAG